Blumeria graminis f. sp. triticale is the source of this 807-nucleotide messenger RNA. The record is from the annotation of a GenBank genome assembly. Lineage: Eukaryota; Fungi; Ascomycota; Leotiomycetes; Helotiales; Erysiphaceae.
AUGAUGGCAAGUAGAGGCCUUCCCACACACACACUGCAGUUUUUAUCACCUCGACUAAGCUGGAGGAGGCCUCCAGCAUCAAAAAAAUGCAUCCCUUGGACUUCCAGUACAUUAUGUCCUACGAAGACUCAGAAAGUCUUAAACGCUCCUAACUAUGACUUCUUUGAUAAGAAUAAAUCUUUAAACUCAAAUCAUCUGAGGACUAUCAUAUUAGGUCACAAAUUUAAUCAGCAUCGGGAUUUUCGAUCUGCAGCUCGACAACCCCGCGACCAUCACUUCGAUACACUUAAGUUCGUUCGACGUUUGCAGGAGGAAGGUUUUACUGAAGCACAGUCGGUAGCUAUGAUGAAGGUUCUAAGCGACGUUAUCGAAGAAAGUAUUCGGAAUUUAACACGUACAAUGGUCUUACGAGAAGAUCAAGCCAAAGCGACUUACACUCAGAAGGUUGACUUUGCAAAACUUCGUACCGAGUUAUUGUCUGCUGAUUCUACAGAAUCUGCGACAACUCGGGCAACUCACGAGCGUCUGACCAAUGAUCUUGCCAAAUUAAACAGUAGAUUGAGAGAUGAGAUAAAUCGUACGCAGGCAUCAGUCAGAUUAGAUCUCAACCUCGAAAAAGGUAGAAUAAGAGAAGAGGCAAAUGUGCAAGAACUCAAGAUUAAAGAAACAGAAACCAAAAUUGAACAAGCAGUAGCCCAUUUAAGAGAAAAAUUAGAAGGAGUUAAGUUUCAAACACUCCAAUGGCUUAUGGGAGUUUGCACUGGUACGGCGGCACUUAUACUAGGUGCUUGGAGACUAUUGAUGUAG